AUGCCAGCGAGUUUCCUGAGUCUUCCUGCUGAACUCCGCAAUGAGAUAUACAAGUAUCUCCUAGUGUGUAGAAAUCCUAUUAAUCCUUGGGGCACAGGACAUGAGCUUGCGUCAAAUCUCCUCUCCACGAACACGACAAUCCUGUACGAGGCCAGCUCACUACUCUAUGGCAACAACUGCUUUGACCUCACCUCAUUGAGCCCUAAACUUAUAUCCGAAUUCCUUAAUGCUAUUGGCUUGGUCAAUGCUUCUCACCUUCAAUGUAUCCGCAUCGACUUUCCUGAAUUUCGCAACUUUGAAGACGAGGUCAGCUUUGAGGAUAACCUACACACUUUAGCAAUGAUCCAGGCAUACUGCACCAACCUCAAAUACAUCACAACGACCGCUUCAACCAGAUAUUUCCAUGGAAAUUCAACUAGAUUCAGACAGCCCUACGAUUUGUGA
Molecule: messenger RNA, 444 nt
Organism: Penicillium angulare
Lineage: Eukaryota; Fungi; Ascomycota; Eurotiomycetes; Eurotiales; Aspergillaceae
Exons: 1
Coding region: 1-444 (147 amino acids)
Source: RefSeq, a predicted model, not a curated record